AAUCACUAGCGCGAGCCAGCUGACAUUGUUGACAUGUGGAUGCUAGAAAUGUGCUGCAAGAGCUGAGUUGUCUGUUUGUUUGAGUUGUCAUUUAACCGAUACGUUAUACCCGGGUAAGACGUAUUCAUACAAUGGCUGAAUGGACUAUAACAGUGUUAGGUUGCACAGAAUUUAACGUUAUCAAAAAGUGAAGCUGUUGUGACUAAAAACAAACUGACGAUCUAAGUUCGGAAUGCCAUGCAGCCUCCAGUCGUGAAGUCACUCUUAGAAGUAAAACCUAUCACAUGAAGGUUAUGCGUGUUUACUUGGCAAACGUGUUCUCUUUAGAAUGGAGGAGAAUUCAGAACCAGUGCUCCCCUAUAGUUUCGUAUCAAAUCAUGAAGGGUUCUUGGGCACCAUCAAAAUCUGCACCCAAGAUUUUGUCGUGACAGAAAUUGACAUCAACGGUCAGCUGGUGACCAAAGCCAACGAUGGGUCACCACCAGGUCAGUUACACAAGGGUAGCGAAAAAUGCCACAAUCCUAAACGACCUAGGAUUGAAGUGAACACUCUGUCCAGCCUCGAGCCAGGCUCGGAGAAAGCCACAACCAUCCAAUGUGGUACUGACCAAGGUAAAGAUGACAAAAGCGAGCUGCUUCAGUCAGACUCUUUUGAUCUGAGUAUAAUCUUGGGGCCUUCUGUGUCUGAAGAGCUGGAACUUUUCACCACUGCCUUGAGACUAGAAGGCAAAGCUCCUGUACGUGAUGAUAAUGAUGGCGAUGGUGCGAAGACAGGGAAUGGACAUUUAUCCCUGGGCACAUUCACUGACAAAACCCAAAGAGCCAGCGUCCACAGAGCUGUCCGCCACAACUAUCCGUUUCUGAUGACUGUAACAAACCAGGCGGAGAUCCUUGUGAAAGAAGACUCUGACUUUAAAAAACUCUCCAGCCUUGUUUCUGAGGAAGAGUGUGAGGACUUUUUUAGGUUUAUAGACGCUAAAGUCUCUGGAUCUACAUUCACAUUCAAGCCUGAUGCCAGUAAGGAGCAUAGGACCUCUGUGCAUCAUUUUCUCUCUGGUAGAUUUGGAAAGCUGGUUGAAACGAAGAGCUUCACCAACCAGAAUGGCAGUGCGAUCACGGUGAGGUUGAGAGAGCGAGGAAGACCAAACAAGAAGAGGCCAGCUACUGAUGCAGAAGGAGAAGAUAUCACAUACACCGGCUUCACUCUGCGUAAGGAGAAUCUGGAGACGCUGGAAGUCAUUAGUUACAUGGCUGCAGCACUGGGCGUCCUGCCCUCACACUUCACCUACGCUGGCAUCAAGGACAAGAGGGCCAUCACCUACCAGAACAUGGUGGUGAAGAACAUGUCGCCACCACAACUGAAGGAGAAGGCGUCUGAGUUCGAGCCGAGAGGAAUCAGCCUGUCUCACAUCCGUGCUGCAUCAGAGCCUCUUCACCUGGGCAGACUCCAGGGAAACCACUUUGACCUUGUCGUCCGGGAACUCCGGCUCCAUCGCAGCCGUCUCCAUGGCGACCUGGAGAAGCUGGUGAACGAAGCCGUGGAGAAUGCCAAGUUGCGAGGCUUUGUGAACUACUAUGGACCACAGAGGUUCGGAAGCGCACAGAGUAUCCAAGCUGACCGAGUUGGGCUUGCUCUAUUUAAGGAGAAUAUGGAGGCAGCCAUCAAGCUCUUUUUCACUCCCGAUGAUGAGGAUGACCUGCCAAAUAAAGCCAAACGUCAUUUCCUUAACACAGGUAACGCCAAAGAGAGCCUGGCGCUGAUGCCCGGCUACAAGGCCCGUGAGCGUCUGAUGCUGCGUGCCCUCCAUCGCUACGGCGCCGGUCCAGAGGGCAGUGCCCACGCCUGGCUCAGCCUGCCCCAUGGCAUGCGCGUGUUCUACCUCCACGCCUACUGCAGCCGCGUGUGGAAUGAUGCAGCCGCCCACAGGCUGAGGACGCUGGGGGCCGAGCCCGCGCAGGGUGACCUGGUCUGGGCAGCAGCAGGGGAGACCGCGGAGGCUGGCACACCAACACAGAUCCAUGUGGUGACGGCAGCCGAGGCGGAAGAGGGAGUGUUUUCACUUGAACAGGUGGUUCUGCCGAUGCCAGGGAACACCGUUCGGUACCCGGAGAACCUUCUGGGCCAGUGGUACUGGGAGAGGCUGGCACAGGACGGCCUUGGCUCCUGCCGGUUCCGAGUCCCUGCUCUGAAGCUGAACGUGCCGGGCUGCUAUCGCCCCCUGCUAGCCCGCGCCCACAACCUCACACACACACUCCUCACACACCACAGGGAGGAGGAGGAGGAGGAGGACACACGCGCUAGAGCUGAUGAUGACGACGGGCAGUCGAAGCAGACACACACACCGUCUCUGUCUCUGUCGUUUGAUUUGGACGCUUCCUGUUACGCCACCGUCUUCCUCAGGGAGGUGAUGAGGUGUGAUCUGUGAAUCUCGUCUCCAUGGAAAUGUCUCGUCUCCAUGGAAAUGCCAUAACGAUAUUUUUUUAGACAGUAUUACGGUGUGAUAUAGUUUUGUGUUCACAAUAGAGAAAAUGCAAUACAAUUACAGACACAUCUUGUGUGGGUCCCCACAUAUAAUAUUGUGCUCAAAUGUGAUAUAAUAUGUUCUUUCAGAAAAUUAGAAUAUUUUAUUCUGAAGUGCUGGUUAAGUAAAAUUAUUUUCAUGUUGGCAAGUCAUGACCAGUCUUCAACGUCAACUGUGUAUUUGUGCAGGUGCUGAUAUUAGUUACACUAAUUAGUUAACUAAUUAAGUACCAUAAUAGUAGAGUAUAAUAAUUAUAAUUCAUUAUAUUGCAUUAGUGGCUAGUUUCUUGCUCAUGGACUAAUCUUCUAAUCUAAAACAUUUUUCUAUGAAUUAGUAUGACAAGGCCUUAUCCAUGAAGGGGAAAACUAUCAGAGAUGUUUAAGAGUGGCCACCAGGUGGCAGUACCACCCCAUGACUGCAGUUGAAACUGUUUUUGAGUCAUUGAAGAGUAAACUUUUUUUGUUCCUGUC
This is a messenger RNA of Alosa alosa (allis shad), 2991 nucleotides long. RefSeq names its product pseudouridine synthase 7 like (gene pus7l). Gene Ontology annotation, biological process: pseudouridine synthesis. The record is from RefSeq and is a predicted model, not a curated record. The coding region runs from base 329 to 2425 and encodes 698 amino acids. The transcript is spliced from 8 exons. NCBI's taxonomy places the organism in Eukaryota, Metazoa, Chordata, Actinopteri, Clupeiformes, Clupeidae. Gene Ontology annotation, molecular function: pseudouridine synthase activity; RNA binding. Gene Ontology annotation, cellular component: nucleus.